Rhagoletis zephyria (snowberry fruit fly) is the source of this 2123-nucleotide messenger RNA. It is a transcript of the gene wg, whose product is annotated as Wnt family member 1 wingless. Gene Ontology annotation, biological process: neuron differentiation; multicellular organism development; cell fate commitment. Gene Ontology annotation, molecular function: cytokine activity; frizzled binding. Lineage: Eukaryota; Metazoa; Arthropoda; Insecta; Diptera; Tephritidae. Gene Ontology annotation, cellular component: extracellular region. The record is from RefSeq and is a predicted model, not a curated record.
UUUGCUUACACGUGCAAGGCAUGCUUUAAGUGUACAAGUAAAAUUACAAUAUCGUUUAACUUUCGCUAAAAAACCAUAUACACGGCAAUAAUACAGAGCUUAGCGUAGACACGUCCGAACGGCUCAGCGACUUAUUUACUAUCACAUCAGAUAUUAUGAUUUUAAAUGCAUGCAUGCUGUCGUGAGACAGGCUUUAUUUAUGCCAUCACCAGUGCCGCUGUCACACAUUCCAUUGCGCGCGCCUGCAGCGAGGGCUCCAUUGAAUCGUGCACCUGUGAUUACAGCCAUCAGUCGCGAUCGCCGCAAACGAGCCAACUUGGCAGCGUAGCAGGUGUUCGCGACUGGGAAUGGGGGGGUUGUUCGGAUAAUAUUGGAUUUGGUUUUAAAUUUUCACGUGAUUUCGUAGACACCGGAGAACGUGGACGCAAUUUAAGAGAAAAAAUGAAUUUGCAUAAUAAUGAAGCUGGCAGAGCUCACGUGCAAGCUGAAAUGCGGCAAGAAUGCAAAUGCCAUGGAAUGUCUGGGUCUUGUACGGUAAAGACUUGUUGGAUGCGACUUGCAAGUUUCCGUGUAAUUGGCGAUAAUCUAAAAGAUCGAUUUGAUGGCGCUUCUCGCGUUAUGAUUAGUAAUAGUUUACGACAAAAUUUAAAUUCUGUAACAGGAAAUUCGCAAAAUUCAAACUCUGUUGUAGUAACUGGCAUCGCUUUAAGUCCCAAUACAGCAAACCCGAAGGCUUUUGCCGCUGAUCGUGUGUUAAGUGACCAUAUACCUGGGCGCAUAAUAAAAUCACAUCCAAAUAUUCCUCCACUGAACUCAUUAAGCAGCCAAAACAGUUUGUCCAGAAAUUCAGUACGAAGUCGAGGAAGUCGAGGAAGACAAGGAAAAAAGAAUAACAGAUACAAUUUCCAGUUGAAACCACACAAUCCUGAACACAAACCACCUGGUCCUAAAGAUAUUGUUUACCUGGAACAGUCACCGAGUUUUUGCGAGAAAAAUUUGCGCUUGGGCAUCCAAGGAACGCAUGGACGUCAAUGCAAUGAUACAUCUAUCGGCGUUGAUGGGUGUGAUUUGAUGUGUUGCGGUAGGGGUUAUCGUACGCAAGAAGUCGUCGUCGUUGAACGCUGUGCAUGCACGUUUCACUGGUGCUGUGAAGUCAAGUGUAAAUUAUGUCGAACGAAAAAGACAAUACACACAUGCCUUUAGAUGCAUUCUUAGUUAUAUGCAUGUUCCUAUUACCCCAAUAACUUCUACAAGCUCAAUAAGCCUACAAGUUUUUAAUGGGAAUAUACAUAUUUAUACAAUAAAUAAAAUGCUUGCAGAGUCUGCCACAAAUCAUCAUCAAGGAAUAUAUACAUAAAUACAUAGAUACAUAUGUAAAAAUAUCAAAUCAUAUGUAACAAGGUUUUGAACAGGAAAACGAUCAAGCGAAAUUUGAAUAUUAAGCAAAGCUGAAUUAAAAGUUGGAGAUCGAAGAUAUGCUGGCGCCUUGCCGCUUGUUAUACGCUAUUUAUUUAUUUAUUUUUAUGCAAUUUUGCUAUAAAGUUUAUCCGUCAUAUGAAAUAGUAGUACAUAAUAUUUAGCUGUCAAGAAAGUGAGUAUGCUUAAGUUGUUGCAUCAGUAUUUUAGUGGUGAAGCUAAUAUACAUAUAUAUAUGUAUAUGUAUAAAUGAUAUGUAUAUGUAUGUAUGUAUAAACAUACAUCCCAUUCAUGGAUAACAUCCCAGUAGAAAUCGGUUGUAUGCAUUCAUGAAGUAUGCAUGCUGUAUGAGUGAAUAGUGUGAACAAUUCAUGCGUAGUCAUGUAAAUUCAAAUUCUAGCGAAUUGCAAGGGAACGCAUGUUGUUGUUGUUUUAAGAACACUUCUUGAUAAAUUUGAACUGGAAUUUUUGUAACAUUUUCAGUCUAGUAAAAAAUUUUAGUGAACGGACGUGUUGUGCGAUAAUAUUUUCAGCUCUAGCGGGCUUUUACAAGAUAUGCAUUUGCAUAUGUAAAUGAUGCUUUUUUGUAUAUCCCCGUAUAUUAAAAUAUAUCAGAAAAGUAACAUUAACAUAUGGAGAUACAUAUGUAUCUUGUAGGAAUGCUUUAAUACUGUUCCAUUAAUGCAGUUUUGUAUGUUUGAAACAUU